AUGUCUAUGUCGAGGAGUUCCACAAAGCCUGGGUUGAUUUUCAACAUCUUGAGUGACGGAAAAUGGACUGAAAAUAACACACCACUUUCUCAUGCUGUGAAUUUCCUUGAACAAUAUUUAACAACAAUCCAUAAAGUAACUACAAGCUUACUCUCAAGAUUUAUGCAGAGUCCUACCAAGACACAUUUUGCUGCAGCAAAGAGGGUACUUAGAUAUGUUAAGGGUACUACUCAAUUCGGAAUAUGGUACAAGCCAAGUGAAAAUGAAAGUUUGUUAGGCUAUGUUGAUAGUGAUUGGGCUGGAAAUAUACAUGACAUGAAGAGUACUACAGGCUAUGCUUUUUCUUUAGGCUCUGGCAUGUUCUCAUGGAACUCGAGGAAACAAGAAAUUGUAGCUCAAUCCACGGCUGAACUGGAAGCAACUGUGCUUUAUGGUGAUAGUAAAUCAGCAAUUGCUAUUGCUGAAAAUCCAGUUCAACAUGGAAAAACCAAGCAUAUUCAAGUGAAGUACCAUGCCAUACGUGAGGCUGUUAAAAAUCAAGAGAUCAAGCUUAUUCAUCGUUGUUCCGACUCUCAAGUUUCUGAUAUAUUGACUAAAUCUCUUCCAAGAGCUAAGUUUGAAAAGUUUCGAGAAUUGCUUGGAGUGUCCAUCCAAAAUCUCAAGGAAGAGUGUUGA
Messenger RNA from Medicago truncatula (barrel medic), 675 nucleotides. RefSeq names its product secreted RxLR effector protein 161-like. NCBI's taxonomy places the organism in Eukaryota, Viridiplantae, Streptophyta, Magnoliopsida, Fabales, Fabaceae. The coding region runs from base 1 to 675 and encodes 224 amino acids. The record is from RefSeq and is a predicted model, not a curated record. The transcript has 3 exons.